This is a messenger RNA of Trypanosoma theileri, 2229 nucleotides long. RefSeq lists its product as uncharacterized. The transcript has a single exon. The record is from RefSeq and is a predicted model, not a curated record. NCBI's taxonomy places the organism in Eukaryota, Euglenozoa, Kinetoplastea, Trypanosomatida, Trypanosomatidae. Bases 1 to 2229 code for a protein of 742 amino acids.
AUGGAGAAGAGUUCUAAAGUUCCGCGAUUUGAGGCUAAUGGAGCAUCGGUAAACGCUAUUUUUGCCGUUACUGGACCAACUGCAGGAAUUCUGCAUAUUCGAUCAGCUUUGGAACUGCCACAGGAUCAUACAGUUAACGAUGAUGCAUUACGUGUUCUAGAUGAAUGUUUUGAUUCAGUUGCCGUUCCGGCGGACCAGUAUUGGCGUGCGGCUUCGCAGCACAGAGCAUUGAUGCAGUCUACAGACAAUGAUGAUGCUGACACUACAGUGCAUCCUCAUUCAACGCGUUUACCUUUUACGUUGGAUGCGGCAGUGAAUAUUAGGAGACCCGAUCCGAUGGAUAUUCCCCGCUCUUUCUACUCCACUAGACUUGACGCUAUCGUGCAGAGACGUUACGCCGUUAAUCAAGGUGAACUUGUUGUUGCGUCCGACAAUCGUAGUGGAUCUAGUGGAAAAAUGUUUAAUACGAUACCUAGAGAUGAAUUAGUAUCUUUUAUUGAGACAAUACCGUUUUGUCAUCAGCGUAAUCUUUACGUCAUGGUGGAUGAAAAUUCUGCUGUAGAUCCCUUUUUUGACAUUGACUGCUGCCCACCGUUUGAUUGGAUGGAGUAUGAUAAUAAUAAUGAGAGUGACAUUAUUGAGGAAGAGGAAGUAGAAAAAGGAAUAGAAAAAAUAAAAAAAGAAAAAGAAGACAAUAUUACGUCUCCAUCAUUGUCUUCGUCAUUUCAAGUAACGACAGCUACUGUAGAACGAUGGCUCAGAGAGGUAUUAUACUUUCUGCGGGAUAAGGUGGAGUCGGCUACAGGGGCUCAACUGCAACAAUGCUUGGUACUAACAAGUUCUGUGAUUCUUCGUGAUGACAAAACGGAGAGAAAAGCUGGAGAUGUGGGAAGAGAAAGUGAAUCACUACUCAGUACUAAAGAUACUAAAAUUAGUUUUCACAUUCACUUUCGCCUUAACACUAACACUGCUUUCGCCAAUAUACGAGAAUUACACAGGUUUAUGUCUCACAUUCGGGAAGAACUUGAUUUAUCUCUUUCUCAAGGAAAAGAGAGUCAUAAUUAUUCUCUUAAUCUUAUGUUGCGUCGUUGCAUCGAUUUUGGGGUUUACACAAGAUGGCGAGCAUUUCGUUUGCCUUACAACGUAAAAUUACCAUCACCAUUAAUGUUUUCUGCUGUAGACGCAUCUGCACUUGAUCUGAUGGUAUUAGAGCUUUCACAAUUACACAUAAAAGUUGUUACUCCUCUAGAUAAUCGCGUCGGUAAAGUGGCUCCUACUGUGGCACACUUUAUAGACAUCUCCUCUUUGCAAAAAAAAUCGUCUUCUUCCCUUUGGGAGCACCACUAUCGUAUGCUUACGAAACUAUUUUUUCUCUACCGUUUCCUCUUACCUAUUGUACCGGGUAUGACGUCAAUUACAGACAAGAAGCUUAUUGAUUUUCUAUCAGCUUAUUUACCAUCUUCUUCACACAAUGGUGACUCUGAAAAAGAUUUUCACCAAGAACUAGCUCAUACGGUUUUUGACCUUGCUUCUAUUCAGCGGGAUAACUGUACCACAGAAAAAAAUGAGGAAAGAGAUGUUACCGCACUUCGUCUCUUUAGAAUGACGUCGUUAAUAAAUCAAAAUACUUCAACUGCGGUUAUGGUAGAAAAUCAGAACCCUUUUGCUCUGCCGAGACCACCACUUCGUGAUGGUGUUCGUGUGAGUAUUCGUGAUAUUCAAGUUAAGGAUCUUGUGGCUGAAGUAUUUCGCUGCCUUUCUAUCGAAUACGAUGGUGGUGUACAUAGAGAUCGUGAUCAACAGGGAAAUAUGAUGUCACCUCUAUCAGGAAAUUGUGUCAAUGUACAGUAUCAGGAAUGUAUUCGAGCUUAUUAUGCUCAACAGAAACAGUCACGCUUUUGUCUAAAUCAAAAUCGUGAGCAUCGCGGGACCUACCCACAGCUUUAUCUUACCUAUGGGUCAAUUAAACUUCGUUGCUACAGUAAUGAUUGUUGUAAAAGCUGUCUUGCCAUAAAAUGGUCAACCGACGAUGAUGAACGGGUAACUGGAACAACUGCUGUGCUACUCCCUGUUGACUCUCAUGGAUACCCUAAAUACGAGAGGUUGUCACAGAUUCGUCGAUUGUUGUUUCCACCCCUUUCACCAGAGGAGCUGCUCAAGCGUUAUGGUGCCUCAGCUCUUGAGGGAAUGCAGCAACCCCAGAAAACCGAACAAAUAAGAGCAGAAUAA